GCACCGACCAGGAAACAUGGAACGGCCGAGCUUCGGGCAGAUCAUCCUUCUGGCUUCUAGUUCUGCAGUUACCGCCAUCUUCUACACGGUGUACCGUCAUAAGUACCUCGCUGCUCAGUCACUGAAGGGAGCCAAGAAAAUCUCCCUGGACAAUGACUUGCAGAACUUCCUCAUGGACUUGCCCGGGAAGUGCGUCCCGUAUGCCGUUAUUGAAGGCGUGGUGCGAGCGGCAAAGGAUUCCCUCAGCAGUCAGUUCAUGGACAGCUGUAAAGGAGUGAUCCACAGACUGUCCCUGAAGGAGCACAAGAUGGUCUGGAACCGGACCACGCAUCUGUGGAAUGACCACGAGAAAGUCAUCCACCAGCGAACGAACACGGUGCCCUUUGACCUGGUCCCGGAGGAAGCGGAGGCCGGCGGCCUCGCCGUCCGAGUCGUGAAGCCGUUAGAGGCCACCGAGUUAGACUUGGAGACCAUCUACGAGAAGUUUCACCCCGCCGUUCAGUCCUUCAGCAACACGCUGGGACACUUCCUGACCGGCGAGCGCCCCAAGGGGGUCCAGGAGACGGAGGAGAUGCUGCAAAUCGGGGCGACGGUGACGGGGGUGGGCGAGCUGGUCCUGGACAAUAAGACGAUCAAGCUGCAGCCUCCGAAGGCCGGCAUGCGCUAUUACCUCAGCAAGCUAGACUUCGAGUCCCUGGUGCAGAGGCAGGAGUCCCAGGUGCGCGUGUGGAAGGUGCUGUGCCUCCUGUGCGGCGUGGCCACCUGCGUCACCCUCUUCUUCAUCCUCCGGCGCCAGUACAGGCACUGCAGGGAGAAGCAGCGCCUGAAGAAGCUUCAGCAGGAGUUCGAGGAGGCCAGAGAGAGGCUGGGGGAGGACGGGGCCGAGGAGGCCAGGAACACAUGCAUCAUCUGCCUGGCCAACCAGAAAUCCUCCGUCUUCCUGGAGUGUGGCCACGUCUGCUCCUGCUACCAGUGCUACCAGGCUCUGCCCGCGCCCAAAAAGUGCCCCGUGUGCAGGAACGGGGUCAGAACGUUGGCCGCAGGGGGUCAGAACUUGCCCGCAGGGGAUCAGAACUUGCCUGCAGGGGAUCAGAACUUUCCUGGAGGCUGUAAGAACGUACCCGCAGGGGGUCAGAACUUUCCCGGAGGGGGUCAGAGGUUUCCCGGAGGGGGGCAGAGGUUUCCCAGAGGGGGUCAGAACUUGCCCGGAGGGGGUCAGAACUUGCCCGGAGGGGGUCAGAGGUUUCCCGGAGGGGGUCAGAACUUGCCCGGAGGGGGUCAGAGGUUUCCCAGAGGGGGUCAGAACUUGCCCGGAGGGGGUCAGAACUUGCCCGGAGGGGGUCAGAACUUGCCCGGAGGGGGUCAGAACUUGCCCGGAGGGGGUCAGAGGUUUCCCGGAGGGGUCAGAACUUGCCCGGAGGGGGUCAGAGGUUUCCCGGAGGGGGUCAGAACUUGCCCGGAGGGGGUCAGAACUUGCCCGGUGGGGGUCAGAGGUUUCCCGGAGGGGUCGGAACUUGCCUGUAAAUGA
Nanorana parkeri is the source of this 1528-nucleotide messenger RNA. It is a transcript of the gene MUL1, whose product is annotated as mitochondrial E3 ubiquitin protein ligase 1. Gene Ontology annotation, molecular function: ubiquitin-protein transferase activity. The coding region runs from base 17 to 1528 and encodes 503 amino acids. Gene Ontology annotation, cellular component: mitochondrion. The transcript is spliced from 6 exons. The record is from RefSeq and is a predicted model, not a curated record. Lineage: Eukaryota; Metazoa; Chordata; Amphibia; Anura; Dicroglossidae. Gene Ontology annotation, biological process: organelle organization; protein ubiquitination.